GGCUGCUGCAAUCCCCACCUUGGCGUGCCGCGGGCGGGCACGGCUCGGCUCGGCUCGGCUCGGCUCGGCACGGCACGGCUCGGCUCGGCUCGGCUAAGGAUGGCUGCAGGCGGGGCUGUGGCAGGACACUGAGUGCGGGAGCUGCCGGAGGGAACGGGGCUGUGCGGCGCCGCCUGAUGCAAUGAUAGGACUUAUUGCUUCUCCCGCGGCACCGCACGGCUGCGAGAUCACCCGUAUCGAUCGCGAUUAAGUUUGCGGGGAUCCGGACAUGGGAGGAUUGAGCGUGUGCGUGUAACAGCGCCCGCUGCUCGGCACUGCUUCUGAGCGCAUCUCUCGCUCGCGCGCAUCCCGACAACCUCGGGCUUCGACCGCGGGACACACCGAUCUUCGGCGGCGGUGUCAUUUCUCCGGGCAGAGCACCCGUGCCGACCAUGCACCGCUUCGUGUCGGCGGCGGGGCGCGCCGCGGGCCGGGUGCCGGCGAGCUGCCGGGGCGCCGGGGAAGAGGCGCUGCGCGGCGCGGCGGGGCGGCCCCCGCGGGGUGCCCGGCUGCCGCCGGAGGGAACGGCGAGAUGGAGCAGCGCUGCCAAGGCCUCCGCCGUGAAGAUCAACGAGAAGGCGAGCAGGGAGAAGAUCCUGACUCUGGAAUCCAUGAACCCGCAAGUGAAGGCGGUAGAAUACGCCGUGCGGGGCCCCAUCGUCCACAAAGCCGGCGAGAUCGAGAAGGAGCUGCGGAAGGGAAUCAAAAAACCUUUUACUGAAGUAAUUAAAGCCAACAUUGGAGAUGCGCACGCAAUGGGACAGAGGCCAAUCACCUUCCUUCGUCAGGUAGUGGCACUGUGCACAUACCCAAACCUGUUGGACAGCCCAAGUUUUCCAGAAGAUGCAAAAAAGCGAGCGAGACGGAUCUUGCAGGGUUGUGGAGGUAACAGCUUAGGAGCUUACACUGCCAGCCAAGGUAUAAACUGCAUCCGCGAAGAUGUCGCUUCAUAUAUUGAAAGAAGAGAUGGAGGAGUUCCUGCAGAUCCAGAUAACAUAUAUCUUACCACUGGGGCAAGCGAUGGUAUUACUUCAAUUUUAAAGAUCCUGGUCUCAGGAGGUGGAAAAUCCCGAACAGGAGUGAUGAUCCCUAUACCACAAUAUCCCUUGUAUUCAGCAGUCAUAUCUGAACUAGAUGCCAUCCAGGUGAACUACUACUUGGAUGAAGAAAACUGCUGGUCUCUAGAUGUAAAUGAACUUCGGCGCUCCUUGAAUGAAGCCAAGGCAUACUGCAAUCCAAAAGUGCUCUGCAUCAUCAACCCAGGAAAUCCCACAGGACAGGUACAAAGCAGGAAGUGCAUUGAAGAUGUGAUACACUUUGCUUGGGAAGAGAAACUUUUUCUUCUGGCUGAUGAGGUUUACCAGGACAAUGUGUACUCUGAAGGAUGCCAGUUUCAUUCAUUCAAAAAGGUUCUGUAUGAGAUGGGACCCGAGUACUCUAACAACGUUGAGCUGGCCUCUUUUCAUUCCACCUCUAAGGGAUAUAUGGGCGAAUGUGGCUACAGAGGAGGUUAUAUGGAGGUCCUUAACUUGCACCCAGACAUUAAAGGACAGCUUGUUAAGCUGCUUUCUGUUCGCCUUUGUCCUCCAGUCUCAGGACAAGCAGCAAUGGAUAUUGUAGUGAAUCCCCCAGUACCUGGAGAAGAAUCUUAUUCCCAGUUCAUAAAGGAAAAGGAGUCUGUCUUGAACAAUCUUGCCAAAAAAGCCAAACUGGCAGAAGACAUGUUCAACAAGGUUCCAGGAGUUCACUGCAAUCCACUUCAGGGUGCUUUGUAUGCUUUCCCACGGAUCUUUAUACCUUCCAAAGCCAUUGAGGAAGCAAAGGCUCAUAAAAUGGCACCUGACAUGUUCUAUUGCAUGAAACUUUUGGAAGAGACUGGAAUCUGUGUUGUACCUGGAAGCGGAUUUGGCCAAAGAGAAGGAACCUAUCAUUUCAGAAUGACCAUUCUUCCUCAAAUAGACAAGCUGAAGAUCCUAAUGGAGAAAAUGAAAGACUUCCACAUAAAGUUUCUUGAAAAAUAUGCAUGAAACUGCUGUGGCUUUUUCCUCCAUCUCCUCCCGUCGAGGUGAAUGCCGAAAGCGAACAAAGAUGUGCUAAGAAUGUGCUGUUCAUCUAAUUAACCCAAAUUCAUAAUAGAUAGAAUCUAUCUCAGACACAGCUACAACUUGGUUGAAUUUAACAUCUGGUAAUAUGCGACAUCGUUACACCAACUUCUGUUUUUUCACGGGCAAGGGGAAAAUGUGAAGAAAGCAGUGGAAGGAAAGAGUCAGUGAAUGAUUUUGUGCCUUGGUUGGAAGUGAUGUUCUGCAACUUUUGACUCACCAGGUUGGGGAAGGGAGUUGGUCGUGAAAUUUACUACUGUUAUUUGUUCUUUGUUGGUUUGUUUCAAGACAGAGAUACUCAGAACAAUCGGUCAGAUGGGAACUAGGAACGUGAUUUCCAUUUUAAAACUCAGCAAAAAUUCAGAAAGCUGCUACAAGGGACCAGUGUGUUUGGCUGUGGUUUUCUGAAGUAUGAAGUGUUCUCUGAAUCUGACUAAACACAUAAGUACAACAUGCUUAUUAAAAGAAAAUCACUGGCAGAUGUGCGUAGAUACCUUUGAACUUCUGUUAAAAAGAAAUUCUGCCAUCACAGCAUAAUCUGAGCUGAAUACACAGUUUUGAUCAAAGGGAUGAAGAAGGUGUCUAUUCAAUCCUAUUUUUGUGAAACUGAAACAUAAUAAGGAAUAUUACCUUCUUGUUCAUAUGCUGUUGGACACAUUAACCCAGCAUAAGAUGAGAGCAUUUGAAUGCUUAUUCUUACAACAACUCCAUGAGUCUCCUUAAUUCACUUCUUUUAUAUACAUGCAACAUAAUAAGCUACUGUCUCAAAGCAUAUAUGAGUACUGUGAAUGCUUUCAAAGAGGGUAAAAUAAAAUGCUAUUUCAGAUUGCUUUAUCUAUAGAGAACAUUUGUUUGAAACCACAUUGUUGGAAGACCCAUUAGCUGGCUAAAACACAGCUUGAAUUGUCAAGGACUAACAAAUGUCGUGCUCAGAAGAAAUGUUUGGGGGUGGUUUCUAAUGAAAGAGAAGGUAUUUACAGGGAAAUGUCUUGCGCCUAGCAAGAAGAUAACUGUAGUUAAAUCCUCCACAGUCAUGCUGUAGGCUGAAUGAGCCUGUGUUCUUACUAAAACCCAGCUAAAGCAGGUCACUAUCCAGGAGAAAAGCGGUAUUAUUGCACUAAUCUAUGCUAGUUCCACUGAACAGAGAAAGAAGGCUUCAGUUUGUCCAGAGCUGGAAGCUGGACACCUUCGGCCAGCACUGAUAUGGUACUGAAGAAACGUAGCUUCCAGUAUUCAGCCAGGAAAGCAUUACAGUUUGUCAGGCUUAAGCUCAGCAUUUUACAAAGUUAAUUCAUCAGUAUCUCAUUUCAUCUGGUCAUUAUUUUUUAUUAUUGUUUAGAGUAAGUUCAUUUUAAUGUCUAACAGCACUUUGUUAGGCUGCCUUUAGAGCUGCUUCAGCAUCCUGUGCUGAUCCAGGACAUAAAGCCAAGGGCUAAAAAGCACCGUGUGGAUAAAGGAGGUGCCAAUCUUUUAUGUGUGGAAGGUGUUGCCAAUACCUGUCCUUCCAACAGCAGCUACCAGGCUGUAACGUGCGUUGGCAGCAGCUGUCCUUCUCACUGCUUCUCACAAAAGCCUGCAAGGAAGAACUUGGCACUUCUCAAUCAUUUGCCAGUGAAUACAGGUUCAUAAAGGAGACCUGCAUGCUGCUACACAGAGGUACUAUGGAGGCUGGAGAAAAAAAAACAAACGCUUCAUGAAAAUAAUUUUUUUUUUAUCUAUGGAGAAAUGGAUUUCUGGAAGGAAAGCAGACUGGAAACGGAUAUGUGGCUACUAUCCAUUGAUAAAUGCAUUAACCCACUAGCACUCUCCAUUUGGCAUCCUUAAUAUGCAGUACUAAGACAAAUUUAGAAGGCAAAACUGUAGUAAGUGGAUGGAAUGUUGAUUUAAAAAUAAGACGAGCAGCGCUUUCCUAUUCUAUAAAUGUGUCAAAUCAGAUCUGGCUUCGAACUUGCAGUGCGGUGUAGAUUGAAGCUCAGAUCUAACAGCUGAAGUUAGGAGAUCUUUUAUAUUUUUGUAACUCUAGAUUUUUUCAUAGGGUAGCAUUUGUAAUCUAAGAAGUCAAUAGAUUUUAUAUUUGCCUUUGCACCCGAUGCUUCUGGAAGGUUUACAAGUUUCAAAUGAUACUUUACAGGUGUCAAAGGCUUUUUGUUUUAUGCCAGGACAGCAAUUCUUACACUUUUAAAUCAAAACAGAACGGCAUAAACAGGUUUUUCUAAGCAUUCUCUUAUGGUGCCUUUUAUGUUUCCGACACGAGAAGGGAUAACACUUUGUUUGCAUCUCAUACAGGAGGGCGCUGAUCUCUGCUGCCCAUCCGCAGUGUCUGUGUGUACCGUGCUGAGGUGAAUGUGCAUUUCCGUGGAUUAAUCCUGUAAAGCUGAAAAAGGAGGUUUAUUUUCAAUGUCUUUUAAACGUUUGAUUAAUAACAGACAAUCCUUACUUUGGAAUGCAUGCUUCUAGGUUUGAUUUUCUUACAGGUGCUCCUUAUAAUGGUACUUAAAUGUAUGAGACUUCCAAAUAAUAAAGCACAUAUCAAACUAAA
Molecule: messenger RNA, 4680 nt
Organism: Gallus gallus (chicken)
Lineage: Eukaryota; Metazoa; Chordata; Aves; Galliformes; Phasianidae
Gene: GPT2
Product: glutamic--pyruvic transaminase 2
Exons: 11
Coding region: 432-2066 (544 amino acids)
Biological process (GO): biosynthetic process
Molecular function (GO): L-alanine:2-oxoglutarate transaminase activity; pyridoxal phosphate binding
Source: RefSeq, a predicted model, not a curated record